UGGUGGCACUGCAUGAUCCAAGAACAGAGAAUGAAGAAAAUGAGCAACAUCUAUGAAUCAGCUGCCAAUACCCUGGGAAUCUUUAGCAGCCCAUGCCUGACUAAAGUGGAGCUGCGAGUUGCAUGCAAAGGCAUAUCAGACCGGGAUGCCCUUUCCAAGCCAGAUCCUUGUGUCAUCCUCAAAAUGCAGUCACAUGGGCAGUGGUUUGAGGUUGACAGGACAGAAGUGAUUCGAACCUGUAUAAAUCCAAUCUUCUCCAAGUUAUUCACGGUGGACUUCUACUUUGAAGAGGUUCAGCGGCUACGGUUUGAAGUCCAUGACAUUAGCAGCAACCACAACGGCUUGAAAGAUGCAGAUUUUCUUGGUGGCAUGGAAUGCACUCUUGGACAAAUUGUUUCACAAAGGAAACUCUCCAAAUCCCUACUGAAACAUGGGAACACAGCAGGGAAAUCAUCCAUAACAGUGAUUGCCGAAGAAUUAUCCGGCAACGAUGACUAUGUUGAACUUUCAUUCAGUGCACGGAAAUUAGACGACAAGGAUUUUUUCAGCAAAUCUGAUCCAUUUCUUGAGAUUUUUCGGAUGAAUGAUGAUGCCACCCAGCAGCUUGUUCACAGGACUGAGGUUGUGAUGAAUAACUUAAAUCCAGCCUGGAAAGCAUUUAAAGUGUCUGUAAAUUCUCUGUGCAGUGGAGAUGAGGACCGCAGACUCAAGGUCAGAGGCCUGUCUGUACCAUGGAGUACUUUUCCUUCUAGAAAAAUCAAACUUUGCUUCCAGUUUUCAGUAAAAGAUUGCAACUUCCCAAUGUCUUCUCCUUUGACACUUGUGCUGGUCACACAG
Messenger RNA from Pelodiscus sinensis (Chinese soft-shelled turtle), 837 nucleotides. NCBI's taxonomy places the organism in Eukaryota, Metazoa, Chordata, Testudines, Trionychidae. The record is from RefSeq and is a predicted model, not a curated record.